Grosmannia clavigera kw1407 is the source of this 1563-nucleotide messenger RNA. RefSeq names its product serine hydroxymethyltransferase. The coding region runs from base 1 to 1563 and encodes 520 amino acids. Gene Ontology annotation, molecular function: cobalt ion binding; serine binding; glycine hydroxymethyltransferase activity. Gene Ontology annotation, biological process: tetrahydrofolate interconversion; folic acid metabolic process; L-serine catabolic process. The record is from RefSeq and is a predicted model, not a curated record. NCBI's taxonomy places the organism in Eukaryota, Fungi, Ascomycota, Sordariomycetes, Ophiostomatales, Ophiostomataceae. Gene Ontology annotation, cellular component: cytoplasm. The transcript has 4 exons.
AUGAUGUCGUUCCCCAUCGUUCGCAGCACAGCACGUGCUUUCCAACGGCCAUGGGCCACGGCCAGCGCACAGGUGGCGCGGAUGCAGAGCCGGAUGGUGUCGUCGCAGAAUCUGGAGGGCCAGCAGCGCUUGUUGGCGGCACAUCUGCAAGAGGCCGAUCCGACCAUGUACGAUAUCGUGGAGAAGGAAAAAACACGGCAGAAGCAGUUCAUCAACCUGAUCCCGUCGGAGAACUUUACGUCACAGGCGGUGCUGGACGCUUUGGGCAGUCCGAUGCAGAACAAGUACUCGGAAGGGUACCCGGGGGCGCGAUACUACGGCGGAAAUGAGUUCAUCGACCAGUCAGAGCGGCUCUGCCAGCAACGAGCGCUGGAGACAUUUGGGCUCUCGGAAAGGGAAUGGGGCGUCAACGUGCAGGCGCUGUCGGGGGCGCCGGCGAACCUGUACGUGUACUCGGCGCUGAUGAACACGCACGACCGGCUGAUGGGGCUGGACCUGCCACACGGCGGUCACCUGUCGCACGGCUACCAGACGCCGACGAAGAAGAUUUCGUUUAUCAGCAAGUACUUUGAGACGCUGCCGUACCGACUGAACGAGCGGACCGGGCAGAUCGACUACGACAAGCUGGAGGCGAUGGCACUGCUGUACCGGCCCAAGAUCAUCGUGGCAGGGGCGAGCGCGUACAGCCGGCUGAUCGACUACCAGCGGAUGCGGGCAGUGUGCGACAAGAUCAACGCGUACCUGGUGGCGGACAUUGCGCACCUGUCGGGGAUGGUGGCGGCCAAGGCGAUGCCGGGGCCGUUUGGGGUGGCGGACGUGGUGACGACGACAUCGCACAAGUCGCUGCGAGGGCCUCGGGGGGCUCUGAUCUUCUUCCGACGCGGCGUGCGGCGCGUGAACGCAAAGACGGGCGAGGAGGAAAAGUACCAGCUGGAGGCGGCCAUCAACGCGAGCGUGUUCCCGGGCCACCAGGGCGGGCCGCACAACCACACGAUCGCGGCGCUGGCGGUGGCGCUGAAGCAGGCGCAGACGCCCGAGUUCCGCGCAUAUCAGGAACAGGUGCUGGCCAACGCACAGGCGCUGGCACGACGGCUGGGCGAUGCCAAAGACAAGGGCGGCCUCGGCUACUCGCUCGUGUCGGGUGGCACCGACAACCACCUGCUGCUGGCCGAUCUGCGGCCACAGGGCAUCGACGGUGCUCGCGUUGAGCGCGUGCUCGAGCUCGUCGGCGUCGCCGCCAACAAGAACACGGUGCCGGGCGAUCGCUCGGCCUUGACGCCCGGAGGCCUGCGCAUGGGCACGCCUGCCAUGACCACGCGCGGCUUCACCGAGCACGACUUUGCCCGUGUUGCCGACAUUGUCGACCGCGCCGUCACCAUUGCCAUCCGCGUCGACAGGGCCGCCCGCAAGGAGGCUGAGGCCAAGGCCGAGAAGAGCCCCGGCCGUCUGCGUCUGUUCCUCGACCACCUCGGCGGCGGCGAUGCCGUGCCCGAGAUCCUGCAGCUGCGCAGCGAGGUCGCCGACUGGGUCAGCACGUAUCCGCUGCCCUGGACGAGCAAGUGA